UUCCCAAGAAUAUUACCGAGUUACCACAUCCAAUUCCAAUUAACUACCAAAAGAGUUUAAAUGGCGAACAAUUUGUACUUUAUGAUGGUUUAAUAGAUGGUUCACGAUGUAUUAUAUUUUCGACGCCAACUGAUAUGUUAUACUUAUCUCAGAGUGAAAUGUGGUACUGUGACGGAACAUUUUACGUUCGCCCAUCAAUAUUUUAUCAGAUUUAUUCUAUCCACGGGUAUAAUGAUGAUGGUAUUAUGGCACCUUACGUAUAUUGUUUAUUACCUGGCAAAUCCGAAACAUUAUAUACUGGUAUGUUUGAAAAAAUAUUUCAACACAUGAGCCAAAUGAAUUUACCAAUACGAUUACGUCGUGUCACAAUUGAUUUUGAAUUAGCUGUUGCGAAUGUAUUCCACAAAUAUUAUCCAUAUAUUGAAGUGAAAUAUUCACGGGUCGCAGUCUUUAAACUCCUUACGAGAUGA
Messenger RNA from Didymodactylos carnosus, 470 nucleotides. The record is from the annotation of a GenBank genome assembly. Lineage: Eukaryota; Metazoa; Rotifera; Eurotatoria; Philodinida; Philodinidae.